Molecule: messenger RNA, 1480 nt
Organism: Amoebophrya sp. A120
Lineage: Eukaryota; Dinophyceae; Syndiniales; Amoebophryaceae
Source: the annotation of a GenBank genome assembly
AGGAGGUUUGGGCUGCAUCAACACCACCCCAACCUCUGAUAUCAAGAACGCAAAGGAAGGCUCGUUACCCCGUAUUACUUCAUAUGUUUGUAGUUCCAAAUUGUUGUUGUGUCCGCUGUUUCCCCUGUAUUCUUCCGUAGUGGUGCAAACUACCAGGAUUAGCCGUCAGGUGAUCGGUAAUCAAUCGUUGCGUUCAAGAAGGCAAAUACGGAUUUUGUUGUCCAAGUCGUGCCGAUUUUUUUUGUAAGGAAAACCGAGUUUCGUGAAUUCAGAUGUUGUAAAAACGAACUUCGACAUCUGUUGUGGUUUACUUCAAAAAACUACUCCGCUCUUAUGUUUCCAGUACUGUCGCAGAGAACUAUCCCAAAGAGAAUCCAUUAAUAGACCCCCUUUCGACCACAGCAGCGAUUUCUCCACUUUUGAAGGUAAGAGUCUCGCUCUAGAGCUUGUUUUGUCAGUCUAAGAAUAGCUUCAGUUCGUCUUGUUACUUUCGAGUAGCAAUACCCACUGUCGUGAUUCUUGUAAGAGACCCGUGCUUGUUGAUUUUUUUCGUCCGCGUCGUCUGGGAUCCUUGUCAGGAUCCCGUCACACAAUAUUAAUCGAUGGCGCAGGCCAAGGGUUUUUCUCUCACACAUCAAAAAAUCAUCCCACUGUUCUUGGUCCUCUUCGUUCGCGGGUACAAAGUGAAUGUGGUGCAGAAGAAAGAGAGAGCGCGCGCCCAAUCCGCUACCGCGGAGACGAAGCUGCUCCUGCAGGCCGAGAACAAGGUAGAAGAAGCUGCACGGGUAGAAGAAACUGAAACAGCAGAAGGCGUGACCUACGACGAUUUGGGGAAAGGUUGGUGCGCAGAUGCGUCCGGGGGCCUGAGCAUAAGCAGCUCCUUCUUCGCGGGAGCCGAAAACGUACCGGAGGAGAAAUGUCAGGAGGUUUGCACGAAGAACGAAUGGAAUGACGCGUUUAAAGGUGAUAGGACUUUUGCGCGUUGCGAAGCAUGGAUGUAUUCCAACAAUUGUCUGAUCUUCGAUAAAACGCCAACUAGGGUAGUGACAAACAUCGACGACCUGACGACUGAAGACAGCUUCAGAGGCUGGGUGAAUUUUAACUGCCACAAGAAGAUUGAACCGGAAACCACGACGACCACUACCGUGGCGCCUCCCGUGACCGAUACCGACAGAAAACAUGUACGUAGCAUUCCACAAUCUGAAGCACAGCAGUUCAUGCACGAGAGAACCACACGGACGAAAACUGAAAGCCUAAGCAUUUCAUCCAGCAAUUUGCUCUAGAAGAGCUGUAGUUGAGAACUGUAUGCGUGGACGCUUUGAUAAUGGAACUAAAAGAUGCAUGAUGUAUUAUUCUACGCUUUUGCAGCAUCUCCAACAGAUUGCCGCUUUGGAUUUCGCAUGCUACAUACCUUUAUUUUGUCUCAUAGUCGUCCCAACCACAGCCACUGCCACGGCCGCAGGAGACGUCAGCACAUCCG